UUUUUUAAUACACUCAACAACUCACUCGUGUUAUUUUUUGUAGAAAGUUAUUUGAGGGCGGAGAUUUUAUGACAUUUUUAACAUAGAAAUUUAAGAAAUAAGACAUUUUUGUUAAUUGACAUUCGUCUUGAGCACUAUUUAGUUUGGAACACUAAAGUGGGAUCGGCUUUAUGCCUUAAACACAUUGGCCGAUUUUAUUUGUUGGAAAGCAUUGGUCACAUUGAAAAAAUACAGUCUCAUUUAACACAUUUAAUAUAAAAACUCAAAUCAGUGCAAAAAAAUGAAAUGGAUGCCUACGUUUGUAAAUUAAAUUUCCACGCUCAUUUAAAAACCAAAGUCAGCGUGUUUUAAAAAAAUGAAUUCUUUUUUUCACAUAAUACUAUACUUUAAACUUUAGGUCAUUUAAAUUUUCAGUAAAAAUCUCAAAAAAGAUUAUAAGCCAGUACGUAAGCAACUGAAGAUAGUACUAUUUUAUUUUAAUAAACUAUCAAAGGAUUGCAAAAAGAGAAUUUGCCUCCUCCAUCAUAACCAAACAAAAAAUUCUUCUCCAACUGUCGAUCGCCGGCGAAUCCUUCAAAUGGCCGGAAAGAGUAAAAUUCUGAUCAUCGGAGCAACUGGAUAUAUCGGAAAAUUCAUCGUCGGAGCCGCCGCCGCCGCUGGCCACCCCACUUUCGUCUUAGUCAGAGAGUCCACUCUCUCUAACCCGGAAAAAUCCAACCUAAUCCAAAGCUUCAGAGAUUUCGGAGUCAAUUUCAUACCUGGAGAUAUGUAUGAUCACGAGAGCUUGUUGCGAGCAAUCAAACAAGUUGAUGUGGUGAUAUCAGCCGUUGGAUACGCUCAGUUGAAUGAUCAGGAUAGGAUUUUAGCUGCUAUUAAGGAGACUGGCAAUAUUAAGAGGUUCUUUCCUUCGGAGUUUGGAAAUGAUGUUGACCGCGUCCAUGCUGUUGAGCCGGCAACGUCAGUGUUCCAACACAAAGCUCAGUUUCGCCGUGUUGUGGAGGCAGCAGGGGUCCCUUACACCUAUGUCUCGUGCAACUUCUUUGCUGGUGUGUUCAUUAGAUCACUGGCUCAGUUAGGUGCCACAUCUCCUCCAAGAGACAAAGUUGUUAUCCUAGGAGAUGGCAACACGAAAGCUGUUUAUAAUAAGGAAGAAGACGUAGCCACUUACACCAUCAAAGCUGUGGAUGAUCCAAGAACAUCAAAUAAGACCCUCUACAUUAGACCACCUGCCAACACUAUCUCCAUGAAUGACCUAACAACAUUGUGGGAGAAUAAGAUCGGCAAGAAACUCGAACGGAUCUACGUUCCAGAGGAGCAAGUUCUUAAAGACAUUGAAGAAGCUUCAUCCCCUUUAAAUGUGAGACUAGGCAUAUGCCACUCUGUUUUCGUGAAGGGAGAUCACACCAACUUCAAGAUCGAGCCGUCGUUCGGAGUCGAGGCGUCGGAGCUAUAUCCAGAUGUUAAGUACGCUACAGUUGAUGAGAUGCUUGACCAAUAUGUUUGAAAUAACUUCAUGAAUUUGAGUAUUAUGAUGAAUUUGAUCUCA
Messenger RNA from Salvia miltiorrhiza (redroot sage), 1546 nucleotides. Its product is annotated as phenylcoumaran benzylic ether reductase POP1-like. The coding region runs from base 578 to 1504 and encodes 308 amino acids. Gene Ontology annotation, molecular function: oxidoreductase activity. The record is from RefSeq and is a predicted model, not a curated record. Lineage: Eukaryota; Viridiplantae; Streptophyta; Magnoliopsida; Lamiales; Lamiaceae. The transcript is spliced from 5 exons.